AUGGAGGGAGCUGAGAGAAAGGACACCGAGUGGUUGGGCAAGCUGGAGGUCUUGUUCGAGAGAGCUGAGCUGCAACCCGCCAUUCAGAAAGCUUGGUUUUUCUUUGGUUCUGUUACUUCUUAUAAAGAUUCACUGAUUUUAGUUUCUUGUUUGCUUUUGUUUGUGUGUGGUAUUGGCUUUUUGAACAAUUUUGAUGAAAAUCUGGAACCUAUUGCAAAAUGUGAUGUGAUUGGGUUUUCUCGCUGUAGUUUGCGAUUUUAUUUGUUAGAUUUGCAAGAUGCUGGUGUGUCAAUAAUUAUUGCUCCAAGAUUCUGUGUUUCAUAUCCAGGUUAUGAAAGUGAAUUCUUCCAGGGCUAUGUGAUUUAUCGUGUCCGUGUUAGACGUGGUGGUAGGAAGAGGCCUGUUCCCAAGGGUAUUGUCUAUGGUAAACCGACCAACCAGGGUGUGACUCAACUGAAGUUUCAGCGGAGCAAGAGGUCUGUUGCAGAGGAGCGUGCUGGUAGAAAAUUGGGAGGUCUUAGGGUUCUUAAUUCAUACUGGAUUAAUGAGGAUUCUACUUACAAGUAUUUUGAGGUAAUUAUGGUUGAUGUUGCACAUAAUGCUGUCCGGAAUGACCCAAGGAUCAACUGGCUCUGCAAUCCUGUUCACAAGCACAGGGAGCUCAGGGGCCUCACUUCUGCCGGGAAGAAAUACAGGGGUCUACGAGGAAAGGGACAUUUGCACCACAAGAAUCGCCCUUCUCGCAGGGCAACCUGGAAGAGAAACAACACUCUCUCCCUUCGUCGCUACCGUUGAGUUCAUUGAUGUGCUUGAAAUUGUUUCUUCAUGGAUUUUGUCUAGAGGACAAAGUAGUUAUCAUUUUGAGCUUGAAAUUAUGGAUGUUGAAAUGCUUGGACUUCACUGUUUUGGAAACCUGACAGUCUAGGUUAAAAUGUUGAGCUUCUCGAUUUUGCAUUAUGUAAGUGGUUGUCAAAGAGGUGGCUAUUUCAAAAUUUUCAAGUAAUUUACCAAUGGCGUAUUGACACUUAGUUCUGUACUUUCUAUUCAUAUUUUCAAAUGAAUUGAAGGUUUGACUCCAA
Molecule: messenger RNA, 1079 nt
Organism: Hevea brasiliensis (rubber tree)
Lineage: Eukaryota; Viridiplantae; Streptophyta; Magnoliopsida; Malpighiales; Euphorbiaceae
Product: 60S ribosomal protein L15-1
Exons: 5
Coding region: 1-795 (264 amino acids)
Biological process (GO): cytoplasmic translation
Cellular component (GO): cytosolic large ribosomal subunit; ribosome
Molecular function (GO): RNA binding; structural constituent of ribosome
Source: RefSeq, a predicted model, not a curated record